AUGCCUGUAUACCGACCGCUCUUUCGCUGCGCGUUGAGUGUGUUCCUCUGCCGCAACUCGUACCGAACACUGGGGCGUGCUGUAGGAUUCUGGCGAGCCAACGGAACAUCGUGGCUUCUGCGAGGUUCCCGUCUGGGUAUCGCACUCUUGAGCAGUUGGCUUCUUCUUUUAUUUAUUGGUGAGUUCCUAGCGUCACUCGUGGAGUUGUCUGUGGACGUUCUUACCCGUAUUGGUGUUGAUGCUAGGCGCAGCACGGAGAGCGAAGCCCCGCCACGUCCUUCGCAGCACGCUCUGGGGGCCGCUUUCCUGGCUCGUGCCGCUCGAAUCGUUCGACUGACCGCUCCCUUCGGCUUGGUUCAAAAGUUCAGACUCGCCUUUGGAACGAGACUGGUGUUGUGUUGGGGCACCAAGCCCUCACACCCGUGGGCUGAGCAAGGCAAGCGAGAGCUUCGUCCUGCCGCAGUAGACCCGGGCGCGCUGCUGGGGCAAGGCGUUGCUCGUCCGAGGGCCUCGAAUACACCUUUGGACUGGGUACCGCACCUGCAAUGUUGCCAUGAUUUGCUACCCGAACCGGAACGACGAUGCCCGAUGAAACGGUGUUUCGGCAUCGGCGUCUAUGUACCUGCUCUGGAGUUGGUCUAUGGCGCUUCCGCUGCCGAGACAAGUGCUACGAGCAACGCAAGCGAGUCGAGCGCUGACCCGGUCGUUGUGACCAUUCGCGUUGAACAGCUCUAUGUUCCAGUCAGCGCGCUCGUUAUUCUCCUCGGUCGCUAUCUGUACGGGCGUCUUCAGCGGCACCACAGAGGCGCGUCUUCGUUCGGGCGCCGCGAAACGCACCCUAGUUCCUUUUGUAGAGUGUGGAAACAGCGGCUGGAGCAUGCACUGGUCAAGAUGCUGUAUGGGAUCCUAUCUGGCAUCCGAGCAGCCCAGGUGGCAACGGUGCUGGUUUCCGCGAGCAGUCCGGACCAGGGGGUCUUCACACUGCAGCGCUUAGAAUGCGAACUUGAUCGUAACACCCCAGCUGUGCAGUUUCAUGGCCGUUAUGGGCUCUAUGCCAAACCCAAGCGAUCCGGUGCUGAAGAUCAUCAAGAAAGCUUUGCCCGAGCAUUCUUGCGAGCGCUCCGUGGUACCCAGUCUGAGCAGCAGUAUGCCGGUAUCGGAGUUUUUGGCUGCGUUCACCUCUGCCGUAGCCUCGAGGAGCGCAACACGCGCUGUCAUCAGAACGCCGCCAUCAUUGCCUGGUACGAGACACCCGGGCAGUUGGGUUGUGGAGCCGCGCUGCUCGGCUCAACCCACGGUGUCUACCGAUCACGUCCACCGGGUCGAGAUGCAGACAAGGAAAGCAUCGACUCGCCGCCGCACAGCAGUGUUGCGAUAGCCACACCGCCGACCUCGGCGCGAAGGAAUGCCGACCUUCAGUUCGAAAUGGCAGGGAUCGGCCUGGAACUGAGCUUCGAGCUCCUCGUUGAACUGGCACAACGCUACACCCAGCAGUGGUUACGCAGACAAGCACGAAAAACAGAACAGAAUCGGGUCGGAAGGUCGCGUUCGGAUUCUGGUGCGAAACUGUUGCAGAAACUCUCGCACUUGGCGAUCUCGCUGCAUUUGCGCAACGUCAAACUUGACUUUAUUAGCAAGCGUGAUGAGGUGCGUCUCGAAGCAUCCGAGCUGGAACUUUUUCUGGAUCAAAGCAAGGCAGGUGCAUCCGCCGUAGGGGCAUUCAUGGUCCCCGAGGCUCGUCCGUUUGCCAAGUCCCUGCACAUCCGCCUGGAUCAGGCCGCUGUACAGCUGUUUCACAGGCUAGUGACACCUUCGAUAACAACGAAGGAUGACGGUGCCUUGAACGCCACGCUAACGACAGUGCUGCGCUGCGGGAUGAUAUUCGGAUCCCUGGAGGAGGCUGUGCUCGAGCGUGUCGAGCUGCAGGUCGCACAACACCCUCUGUUGGUGAUUGCUCAGCUGGCAGUGGUGCAGACUUUGCGACAGGUGCAGGUACAGCGUCCUCGCUUGGACUGGUGCCCCGACGCCCAAGAUGGACUCGAAGCGAUCUGGCAUCGUUGGCGAACCUUAUUACCGCAGUUGGAUGAGCACUUGCAGCGGAAAUCUCAGAAGCGCAGCGAACUGGCGCCCACACGAAUUCCAGAGGAUUCCAUCUCGUUGUGGCAACUCAGCGUUGUGGGCGAGGCCAGCGCCUGGGGUCGCUUUCCUCACGGCAAUAACUCGGGUAUGGUAUUCGAUGCCUUGCAGAUGCCGCUGCAGCGGCAGCCGUGGCGCAUACGUGUCGAACGCCUAUCCUGGUUUGUGGAUGACCGCUGUAUGGGGCAUGCAGCCCAGACGUCUUUCUGUGUGCACUGGGGCAAGGAGAAGCGUCUAAUUGAGGCCCACACUGCAUUGCUUCGCUUCCAGAUGCCCUAUGGAUUUCGUUUCCUACAGCAAUACAACCUGUUUUUGGCGCAUUUGCGGCUCUACUUUCGAUAUCGCAAGACGUUUGGCCGCCAUACCGGCACACGCUCCGCCCGAGCUGCUCCAGGCACGGCGACUUGGUCGGGUACGCGGAAGUCUAUUUUUCCCGACGUGGACAUUCGAGCCGAUGAGGCGGAGUUCGUGCUCCGCGAUCACGAACUGGAGCACUGGUUCAACGAACGCUUCCUGGUGAUGGUGGACGAGGCGCAGGAGCGGGUUCUUCGAGAGCGGCUCGCACACUCCAUGUUGGAGGCGAAUCGACCCAGGCAGCAGGAGAUAUUGGCGGAUGAACUGGAGCACCAGCACGCAACCCUCUAUGUCAGAAGAAUGCAGCAAUGGCAGCAGCAGAGACUUGAACUCGAGCGGGCCGCAGCACUGCACCAGCAAGUGGUCGCUCCUUGGAUGCCGGACGCUGCUUUCCAACAGUUGUUUGUGGCUAGAGCGAUGAACGUACGUUUCCGUCUGAUCCGCUCGCGACUGAGUCGCGCUGAAGAGAACCGCGAAGCAGCAGCGUUCGCGGCGCGUAUGGACGCCACAUUCGGUGAAGGUGCAGUUUCCAGCCAGGCGAAUACCGAGACCGCUUGGAGCUCGCGUUCCAAGCAAGCCUCGGAAACUGCACCAUCUGAUGAACCGGCGAAACCGGAAGCAGGCAAAGGAUGCACCCGCAUUGCCGGAGAAGCUGAACUGGUGCACCGCAGCGCAGCUGCCUCGUCGUCUGGGGCACCCACGAUGUCCACAUAUAGCACUGCUUCUGCUGCUGUUGCUCCUGGAGCAGUGCAACCGCCACCGUCACCGCCACCACCUUCAACACAACGAGAACAUCUCUUGGACCCGAACCAGUGGUACACGCUCGGUCGCCGACGCCUCGUCAUUGAUAUCGAUGGUGAACUGGUCGUCCAUUUGCGUCAUUUCCCCUUUCCGGUGGUGCAGUUGGAGAAGGGACUCCGCCUCCGGGGAACCGUUGCGCUCGGUGAACUGCACGUUUGCGAGCCGUUCGCUGCUGAGCGAGACCUUCAGCUCAGUCAAAGCUGCUGGGUGCGCUACCGGCGAGCCAUCUCCCCGAAUCGCUGGUACUGCGACUGGGACCUCAUGAGCGGUGGACGCUUUCGGCUGAACUGGUCCCGUGCGCUGAUUUCUACCCUCAAGGAUAUGAUGGAUGGCUUUCAGGGCUUUGCGGGUGCAGGCAAAGACCCGAGUCCGCUGCUCAACUGGUGGAAUCAACUGAGACUGUUGAUUCACGGCCGUUGGCGACUGCACUGCCCCGAGGGCUUUCAGAUUGUCCUGUUGAGCAGCGCGCCUUACAACCCUGAGUAUGACGAGCGGAUCGAGUGCUGCCUAACGGGACCUCGUACGGGGUUAUGUAUCGAUCGCCGACUGGGAACAGUGGAACUUGAAGCGGACGCCUGGAAGUUGCUGUUCCAUGUAGCGACAUCGAGCAACCAAGGAGCACCGCUCCACGCCCCGAGUCGACUGUGCGGUGCUGAACCCAUUCACUUGCUUUUCCGGGUCGAUGCGGAGCCCGCGCUUGGUGUUCCCGUCUCUGCGUACCCACAUCCACUGGGGUAUCCUCGAGGUGUCCAGGGGCCGGGAGAACGCCUGCCUCCCGCUGUCCCGUCGACGUUGGUACCGCUGACUGCUGCCUACCAGGGGAGUUGCGCUCGACUCGCAGCGCGAGAAAACGUUACGUUGGGCACUUUGCCUGCGAGCGAUGCCUCCAGUGACGCAGCAGGCGCUAGGUGUUUCACGGAUUCAAAGCAGCUGAUAAUGGAGCCGGAUGCGGAAACGGUUACCCCGUCGCAUACUCGGGAAUCCGCCGGUGUUCACGCAGAUAGCACGCUCGCGGAUACCGAUACGAAAACAAGCGAACAUGCCUCUUCUACGGCUUCGAUUCGCAGAGAGCCGUACGCAGUGUGGUAUACACCAUUGGCGGACUACCCGCAACACGAUACAUACCGGAGCUUUCGGGCUCGAGCGCUGCACCUAUCACUCCAGUGCAAGCUCUCGUGGAGUUCCAGUGUAGCAUCCGGAGAGCACGAUGCGCAAGGCGCUCAGCUAACCACGUACGCUUUGGCGUCAAUGCUCUUCCGAGUGCUCGAACUGGCCGGAGUGAAUCGACUACUGGGGCAGUCACCGUAUGCCUUCCGCCCAGUAUCCCGCAAAGUCGGCCUCAUCCGUUCGGGAAAGCGGCGCUAUGGUGUACGCUUCGGGGAACUCGUGUCAAGUUUCAGCCUCUCCGCAUCGGUCCCCAAACCCUGGGCACUCCGCUGCUACGAUGCUUUGCGUCCGACGGAGCACUUUACAGUGCGAGCAGGGCCCGUAAUGGCGACGCUGUGCUGGUGCCGUCCAACUGGCUCCGCGUUUGAGUCUAUUCGCGGCCGCGCCUUUGAGCAAAAUAUCCGAGUCUCGGCAGACUGGCUCCGCAUCGACCUGAACCGUGGUCUGCUGCUGCUGCAGACCGGGCGAAUCCACUAUGAGCGUGCACUCGAAGUUGAAAAGAUGCAGGGCCUGCUUCUGCCCAGCACCCUGGAUACGCUUCGUAUCUGGCCGGAUUCCUUCGCUGCAGUAUUCGCCACGGCGAAGAAAGUCUCACAGCGCACUCUGCUCGCCGGAUCCGAUGCACUUCAUGCGCUGUUUCCGGGGAGCAACUUGGGGAAAGGUGCUGCUGGUGCUGCCGCCACUGCACCUGCUACCAGAGUCGCCAAGCCGGAGCGCACGCUUGUCGGGUCGCUACGGGACCAGCACGCCGCGGAAGCGGCUCAGAGCGUCGCCGGCACCGCUUCUGGUGCAGUGAACACCGGCGCUGGCACCAGCGGCAGCGGUCUCUGGAACAGCGCACUGAGCGCCCCGAAGAGCACCCAAAGUCAGCAGCAUGAGCUGGGCAACCGCGCUCGACGUCUCGCCAAUGCGCUCGGGAUGUCGCUCUCGAUGCAGCGCAAGCCAGAGACGGAUGUCCUGGACUUGAGGGAUUUGUUGCUGCAGGAGCAUCUAGAGCAGGUCAAGCGGCAGCAGCAACAACAACAACAACAAGAACAGCGGCAGCGAACGCGUUCCGGAAGCGCUGCAGACGCUGCCGCACGCUUCAUGUCCACGCGGGGCACUCCGGCGAGAGAGCGUGCCAGCGACGCUUCGCUUCAACCUCGAAGCACAGCGAUAGCCACUCUCGAUGCUGAUACAUCUGGAGCGGCUUCGACGACGGCAGCGAGCAGCAGACAAAGAAGAGCGCAGAGCCUGGAAGCGCCGCCAUUGUGGCACCAGCGCGGCACUUGGACGAAACCUGGUCAUCAGGGCGCUUUGCCGCAGUCGCUCACCAGUGAGCGACUCUCGGCAACGAGACGCCGUCCAGAUGAAGCGAGUCGAGCGUGGGAGCAGUCACGAACGAGUGAGCGGCGCUCGGAAACGACACUCCAUGCAGGCGAGACAACUCAAGUACCGGAGCCGUUGCCACAGACGACAGAGGCGGGCGCUCAUGAAGCCAACCUGACCUCGCCAAACUGGAUAGCUUCGUCUUCGGAACGUCCACCAGUUGCUGGUCAGCAGCCGCUACAUCCACGCGUUCCCGAGACAGCCGAUAUCGGACUGCCGGAUAGCAGUUCCGGUCGAAGUCGUUACACGCAACGUCGCCAACUGCUUUCCCAGCGUGUUCGCUUCCAGUUGACGCUCAUCGAGCCCGCUGUCUGGAUUCGCUCCGAACAGGGACGGGAUGCGGUGCGUCUGUCAGCCAACCAGGGCAUUCUGGAUGUCGUGGAGGGCGUCUGUCACCGCGGUGCCCAGGACCUGGGUACCGAAAUCGAUUAUCGAGUCUGUUUACGCGGUGUGAAUAUCACCGUCGAGGGCCAGGAACUGUCGCAUCCAGCGGAAUCGGCACCUAUCUUUCUCUACUAUAUUCAUCCGGUACCAGCGGAGGACUUGCGGGCUCGCCACGUGGAGGUAGUGGUACCGGCUCUGCACCUGGCGGCCACCGCUCCCGAGUUCCACACGCUUUUCCGCAUUGUACGCGAAGUUCUUCUGAGCAAAGGUAGCCAGGCGUUGCGCGUAAGUCGCAUUCUCAAGCCGCUCCGUCAACGCGCUGUGGUCUUCGAGGAUGCCGACUUUGUGAUUGAGCGAGCGCUGACGCUUCGCGCCUUGCUCCAGGAUGUGGAUCUCUUACUGCUUCAUGGCGGUGAGGAGAGUCUCGCCUCUCUCUGGACGCAGCUGGAUAGCAGCAGCGGUAGUACAAUGCCACCAGAGAGCCGGCGCGGCAAGAUAUCCACGGAGGUCGGCAGCACAGGCGCUUCAACCGGUGAACGUCUCCUCUGGACGGCAAGUGGCGGUUUGCGCAUAACCGGACGAGCAAGUGCUGGUGCUACUGCUGACGCUGCUCUCCGCGAGUCCGAGGAAGGCGCUGCAUCGCGUCCGACGGCACUGAGCGUUGCGACAAGCGCCGGCACUGCCGCCCCACAACCCGUAUCCAAGUUACCGACAUCCGAACAAGCGUUUGCGUUCCGUUGGUGGCUUGCUGCACAAGCCCGGGCCUGGCAAGUACUGCUUGUGGAUGCAUUACGUGGACGCAUCCAUUAUGAUGAUCGGUCUACAGCGCUGGCAGAUGAACUCGAGGAUCUCGACAUCAUUCUGGAAGUGGCGCGGGUGCGCUGGUCUCUGCUGCUAAGUCGCCGGCGAGCGUUCCUAGAAGUGAGCAUUCGGCGCAUCUAUGGGUUGCAGCGGCGCUAUAUGAGUGGACGUGAGCUCAACGACUAUGGCAUUACGGAUCUGGUGGUGCAGAAUCGCUCACGAGACCUCGACUUGGGCUGCGUUAUUCGUGGUGACUCGUUUCGCUAUGUUUCGGUCUCUGAAGGCGUCAUUGGUGGGAUUAUGCGAUAUUCGCGGUUGACACUGGACAUGGCAAAGACGCUGCAUAUUCGCCUCUACGGUGUACUGGUGGAUCGUCUCAAUGAGUACUUUUUCGGGGUGGCUACGAGCACGAAUGCUACCGCUGCUGCAUCCGCCGCACAGGCGACAGUGCCCGCUGCGAGCACCGUAGCGGCACCAGUGCAGCCUCUGUCUGAGACGUCGUCUCUUCCGGGAAUGUCGCCUGCAGUCGCAGAUGGCAGGAGGUCGAGCGUAUCCAGCAUUCUUGCCGGGCAACCUGAGACGAGAUCAGCGCACGAGCCGCUGCACGAGGCCCGCGAGGGCUCACUGAACGCGAGCACUCGACGCAGUCCGUCGCGUUCCGCUGACAACGAAACGCUUGCCCCGACAAGUGGUGGUGGUGGUGGUGCUCACGCUCACGCCACUGCUGGUACUGCUGGUGCUCUGGCAAGCGUUGGAACUGCACUCGGGCAUGAUGCCGCCACCUCAGCGUCACCGCCGCAAGCCUCGUUUGGUGCACCGCCUGUGGAUGCUGCGCUUACGGGUACUCCUGGCUAUCCCGCUGACCCUUCAUCGACGCUAUUUUUGCUGCCGCUGGAGGAGAGCGCUCAACGCUACGCCUCCGCCAGCGAGUCGCGGAGCAGUGCGCGUCCGGGUCGUGGCAUCACCGCAACAGGAGCGACCAACACCUCUAUAACGCCCGUUCAGAUCGACUAUGCGUACUUAUCCUCAUUGGAGAUCAUUGGCUCGUACCACAGCGGCACCGGGAAGGAGCACAGUUUUCUCGAUUUCGACGAUCUCUGUGUGCUGGUGCCGUCGCUCAUGUACCAGGCAGUGACAGGUUCGUGGCAAGGUUUUAUCGAAAUGGUGCGUCGAGACUUUGCCUCAGCUUUUGUUCGCGACGCAAUCGGGCAGCUGAGCAAGCGCAAGUUUCUCGGGUUCCUGCGACGGCCUUUUCGAAGUAUAUCUACGAUCGAUGAUGGGCGCUCUGCAGGCGAACCAGGCAGCCAGGUGGCGGUACUGGCGUCGCCAGCAGCCACAGAAGCAGCCAUCCGCCGACGUCGACAACGGGGACGCACGCCAAUUGUACAGGCCGUGGAACAGGCUUCCGCAGCAGCAGCAGUACGAAGCACAGCUCGUGAGCAUCUCAGUGAGCUGGUACUUUUCGGUAGUUUACGGCUUGUACGCAGGGCGCUGAUGCGUGAUCCCCCGGCACGAAGCGCUGCGAUGAAUCCGGAGCAGGCGUCAGAGCCACUGAGGCACGAGGAUGCAGAGGACAACAACGAAGACGACGGCGACGAAGAAGAAGAAGAUGAUGAUGAUGACGAACCGUUAGCUUUGCCAGCCUAG
Cyanidioschyzon merolae strain 10D is the source of this 8658-nucleotide messenger RNA. RefSeq lists its product as hypothetical. The coding region runs from base 1 to 8658 and encodes 2885 amino acids. NCBI's taxonomy places the organism in Eukaryota, Rhodophyta, Bangiophyceae, Cyanidiales, Cyanidiaceae. The transcript has a single exon. The record is from RefSeq and is a predicted model, not a curated record.